Solenopsis invicta (red fire ant) is the source of this 533-nucleotide messenger RNA. RefSeq lists its product as uncharacterized. Bases 173 to 517 code for a protein of 114 amino acids. The record is from RefSeq and is a predicted model, not a curated record. Lineage: Eukaryota; Metazoa; Arthropoda; Insecta; Hymenoptera; Formicidae. The transcript has 3 exons.
UUGGUCCGUCGGUUUUAUGUUGUGCUUAUGUUAUGUUAUGCAUUUCAUGUGCGAGGCCCUUAAGGCUGGAUCCUCAUGCAGACACCGGCGCUUUGACACCAAGCGUUGAUUGGUGAAAAACAGGUAGUGGGGAUAAAUAGCAGGUAAAUAACGCUAAAGGAACGGCAUUGUCAUGAGGAUUGAAUUUUUCACAGUUUUUCGGCGCUUAAGCGCUGAAAUAUAUUUAUUUAACAUGUUCAUCUGUUACCGAAACAUGUUUUUUGUAAUCGUUGAUUGCAUCACAAUCGCACGUGUCAAUAACCUUAAGCUAGUUUUGAAGAUUUAUAAUAAAAAUUAUAUACACACCAAAGAGAGAGAUCGCCUACAGCAGGCAGUCAAACAGUUCCCAUGCGGCACAAAUAAAAGUUUGCAAAAAUAUUAUUGGAUGUGGCUGCAAUUAUUAUUCGUAAAGACCGUUGUGCUCGCACUAGUCAAGAAAUUUGAGCUAUUAGUUUUGAAGACUUGUAAUAAAAAUUAAAUACAUAUAUACCAAA